Molecule: messenger RNA, 1808 nt
Organism: Alosa alosa (allis shad)
Lineage: Eukaryota; Metazoa; Chordata; Actinopteri; Clupeiformes; Clupeidae
Product: inhibin beta C chain
Exons: 2
Coding region: 29-1120 (363 amino acids)
Biological process (GO): SMAD protein signal transduction
Cellular component (GO): extracellular region
Molecular function (GO): growth factor activity; cytokine activity
Source: RefSeq, a predicted model, not a curated record
UAGCGAGUCACACGUCGGCUACCCUACCAUGCUCUGCUCAGUCGCCCAGUGGAUUCUGUUAUCUCUUGGAACCUUCGCUCUCUGUUUCACCCUUGUUAGGUGUAGUGCUCACAGGCAGCAUGGAGAGGCACACAGGACCCUCCAGCUAGACGCCCUGAAGGCCAGCAUCCUGGGCUACCUGGGAAUGGACCGGCCACCGGCGCUGAGAGCCAGAGAGUCAAGGCAGGAGCUGGACAGGAUGUUUGAGCAGUACAGGCAGAUGCAGCAGCUGUUCAGGGGGAACUCCACUCAAGAGGAGACACUCACGCAGCACACACACAGAGUCUCAACAACCAUCCUCCCAGUCUCUGUGGUGCCAGUCAGUGAGCAGAAGGGUGAACAUCACAUGGAUCCCAAGACUGCCUGGUACAGAGCAGACUUCCACAGAAUGUCCUCUAUCAGAAAUGAGACACUGGUUCAGGCCAGGCUGAAACUUCACAAUGCUGUCCCUGGCUGCUCACAUAAUAAACAGAAAAUUCUGAUUAAAAUACAUGAAUACGAAGAAGGAAAAACCCACCUCCACCACAUGGAAAAAUCUGUUACGAAAAGACGAUUUUGCACCAGAAAUGUGACGCUGGACAUAAGAGCUGCCAUUGAAAAAUGGAGGGUACGGUCUAGAAAUAGCACUUUAACCAUUGAUAUAGGUUUUACCAUGGGAUCAAGAACUGAUCAGACUAUCCCUAAGAUAGUCCUAGAGAUGGACUUCAUAUUACAUGGUGGAAAAGGCAAACCUAGGCAAGUCAGGUCCAUGAAGGAAGAAGACUGCGAGGAGGAAAACAAGUGCUGCCGGAUAUCGUUGAAUGUGUCUUUCAAAGACAUAGGCUGGUCGGACUGGGUCGUGGCACCCAGCAGUUACAAAAUGUACUUCUGUGAUGGCUCCUGCCCCCACAACUACAAGCCAGCCAGCAUGCACACGUUGGUGAAGUCACGCAUGCAUCACAUGAGCAAAGGGGCCACGCCUCGACCAUGCUGUGUUCCGGCAGCCUAUGAGCCCAUGAUCCUCAUGCACUAUGACAGUCGAGGAAAGCUGAAGCUCACACCUUUCAAUGAUUUGAUCGUUAGCAAAUGCCACUGUGCCUGACAGACAGAGAGAAAAAAAGAGCAUUUGUUUUAGCAAUUUCUUCCCCAAAACAUAAACAUAAACAAAGGAAAAACAAUGUAACCUGUUCUGUAUUUUUUAUUUCAUUUCGUUGUGUUGUUAUAGAUAAAACAAUGUCAUUGCUAAUAUACUUGUUAUUUACCAUUGAUGUCUAUAAAUAUUUAUUGUUAAUUUAUUGCUUAAACCUAUUUCUUGUCAUAUUUGUUGCUUCAACUUGUUACAAAAGAAAAUAUGUGUUUUAUAUUUACAAGCCUUGUAUUACCUAACGUAUUUUGUUGUUCCUUCUCAUUUCAAAAUAACAACAUGAGUCUACAUGAAUAAAACAUAUAUUGUGCAAUAUUUCUGUAUUGAAAUGUGUGCUAAAUUAGGACAAAAAUAUGCCAGCUAAUUCAAAUAACAGCCAACAACAAUCUCUAAUGGAAACAUUCUUAUUUUAUAUGGUUAAUUACACAUGUAUCUUGACAUAAUCUAGUCUGAGAUGCAUUUUACAAUUCUUUACUGAAAAUGUGACAAUUUUUAAACUAAUGAGGACAUCAUACUUUUACAGAGAACAUUUGUAAAUUAAAUGUGGAUGAAUGAACUAAACCUAGAAUCCAGUUUAAAUUCACUCCUCUUCUCACACACACACACACACACACACACACACACACACACACACACACACACACAC